Molecule: messenger RNA, 560 nt
Organism: Cryptococcus deneoformans JEC21
Lineage: Eukaryota; Fungi; Basidiomycota; Tremellomycetes; Tremellales; Cryptococcaceae
Product: copper chaperone, putative
Exons: 3
Coding region: 154-462 (102 amino acids)
Biological process (GO): copper ion transport
Cellular component (GO): cytosol
Molecular function (GO): metal ion binding; copper chaperone activity
Source: RefSeq, a predicted model, not a curated record
CGGCUGUGUUGUGUGUCAGCAGGGGCGGGUACGCUUAUUUCAUUUCGGCCUUCCUAAAGCGGGUCAACUUGUUCUCGUUAUCUGAUAAUCCCCAAACUUUCCACAUCAGCACCUUAGAGCAUUUCGCUACCAGUGUAUUUGACACUACCCAUAAUGGCUGCUCCUGGAACCAUCAUCACUUCUACCCCCGGCGCUGUUCCUGCGGGUCCCGCUUACCAAUACAGCGUCAAGAUGACUUGUACUGGAUGCUCCGGUGCCAUCAACAGGGUCUUGGGGAAAAAUAUUACUGCUCCCAAUGCCUACCAUAUUUCCCUUCCCAAGCAGCUUGUUCUCGUCUGGGGUCCUUCAUUACCUCCUUUUGAGACUGUCACAGAGAAGAUUGCCAAGACGGGGAAGACCAUUAACGCCAAGGAGGUCAUUGAGGACGCUAGCACGUUGCCCCCGCUCGAGGCUGCUGCCUAGGGUGGCUUGUGCGCGGAACGAAUAUGCAUGUGUGUACAAUACAACAUGACCGAAAAUCUGUACUAUGAGACAUCUAGUAGUAUGGAGACAAUUUCCUG